ACUAUUUAACCUCUUGGUAAUUUUAAUUAGCGAGCCUCAGAUUCCAAAAUCUUGUCCUGUGUUUGACAUCCAGUUGGUGGCUGAUUCAGCUUUAGUUGAGAUGUCUUUUGAUGCUGAGUUACAGAAGCUUAUCCUGGAAUAUACAGAUAGAGCUACAGCACUUUUAUAUGAGAUACUUCUUGUCUUUCAGCAGGGAAAUCUUGGAUGGGGGUCAUCAAAGUUUGCUAUUAGCUGGAUGAUGUUCUUUCUACAAAGUCGUCCUCCCAUAAUUACUUUUGUGGCCAGAAUUGUGAAACGAGUGGUGAAGGGGCUUUCAGCUUCAUUUCAGCUGCUAAGUCCUGGCCAAGCAGUUCUGUUACACCAGCAGUUUUACAUCCUCAAGAGCUGCCUGCAGUACAGCAAGACUUUAGCUGAGUAUAUUAGGAAUGACUACAGAGAAGAAUUCAGGUAAG
Molecule: messenger RNA, 452 nt
Organism: Globicephala melas (long-finned pilot whale)
Lineage: Eukaryota; Metazoa; Chordata; Mammalia; Artiodactyla; Delphinidae
Source: RefSeq, a predicted model, not a curated record